This is a messenger RNA of Trichoplusia ni (cabbage looper), 1899 nucleotides long. RefSeq names its product transmembrane protein 18 (gene Tmem18). Lineage: Eukaryota; Metazoa; Arthropoda; Insecta; Lepidoptera; Noctuidae. Bases 151 to 594 code for a protein of 147 amino acids. The record is from RefSeq and is a predicted model, not a curated record. Gene Ontology annotation, cellular component: nuclear membrane. The transcript is spliced from 4 exons.
CAAUAUUUCGUUCUUAAUUUUCAAUUUGUUCCGUCCGCGAGUUCAUUCGUCUCAUUCAUUGAUGUGGUGAUAAAGAAGAAUUCGUUUCGAUAUAGCGUUUCGCAUUCGUAACAAUUUGGUAAUACUUGUGUUUACGUGUGUUAAAUAAAUAUGGAAGAAUUUGUUGAAGUUAAUCAAAUAUCGGAUUUUAUUUCUUAUCUCCGCAGCAUUGAAUGGCGCGAUCCCUGGCUCAUAGCACUCAUAUCGUUCCACAUUAUUAUAACAUUCACAUGUUUCUCCACGAGGAACUACGGAAACUUUCAAGUUAUUUUAUUCAUAAUAUUAUUGUUGCUAGUCUAUUUUUCGGAGAAUAUUAACGAGGUAGCGGCGAGGAACUGGGCGUUAUUCUCUAGACAACAGUACUUUGAUAGUAAAGGCCUGUUCAUAUCAGUAGUGUUCUCCAUUCCUAUAUUAUUAAACUGCAUGAUAAUGGUGGGUUCAUGGCUGUAUCAAUCAACACAAAUAAUGACAAACAUAAAGAAGGCACAGCUGAGACAAAGAUUGAAAGAAAUGAACAUGAAUCGGGAACAACAGCAACACUUAAAAGCUGAGUAAUCGGUCGAGUCAAUUAUGUAGGUAUGAAAAGAAUCAAUAUUUUUGCUAGCAUUGUGACGGAAAACGACGAAUCUAAUUUUAGGUAUAUGACGCAGUGAUUUAUUUAUAAUUAAUUAAUGUUACAAGGAAUUUUCAUAGGACUAUGUCCAGUAAGCAAUCGAUACCAGCGUAUGUAAAUAUUUCAAGUACGAUUUAACGCAGCUGGUGUUCAAUUCGUGGUCGUACGCGUCUAUUAGAUUUUGCUUGUUAAUAAAUUGUUAUAGUAGAACUUCACGGUUUCGGAACACUUUUAAAUCUAUAAAACAAUCUUGCAACCGCGAUUAUGUAACAUUUUGUUGUCUUUGACAGUAUUGGCUUCUUAGUUUGCAAUUUUUCUGCAUUUAUUUUUGUUACAAACACUUUGUAAAUUAUAAAAAGUCAACUAACUAACAAAGUUUUGCCUAAAUUAAUGUUUCUUGCCGCAUUCUAUAAAGUUGUAAAACAUAAAUUAAGUUUCUUUCUUUUAACAAUAGUUAUGGCCAGUUACCGCCACGACGUUAAAGCAUUUAUUAUGACGUCACAACACGUUUAGAUGAGUAGCUUAUUUGAAUUUUCGAAUGCGUGGGCUUAUGUGUGAUAGAAAGAAGGUUUAUAUAAGUUGUCACUUCACGCGUUAUUAAUGUGUUCAUUUUGGGAAAAAUAAUAAGCGAUUUGAAAACCUUGUUAUUUGUAAUUCUUCACAAAAUACGAAGUUGGUUUCCCAUUAACGACCAGGCAGGAAAGCUGUAGGACUCGUGAUGAUUUGUAUCUAGUCGCCAGAAAAAAUACAUAUUUUAAUACCAACUAUGAAAAUAGGAGACAAUAUUAAGUAAGUUCUAAACGCAACAUCGGCCGUUAUGCUGGUAGCGCUCCUCGCGCUAUUAUGAAUGUGGCGGUAACCUAUAAUUUGUUACUCAAUGCCGAGUAUUCAUCUAUCAUCUAUUCAAGUUAUUAUUUUGCUAAACAACAAGCAAAUGUGCUAUACUUACCUAUGGUUUCCACGUUAUACCCUACGAAAAAUAGUAGGUAGGUGUUUCAAUAGUUUGGAAAGCCCAUAUGUCUCGAACAGCGCGUCGAAUUUGUGUUUAUUAUGAUAAUGGACACUGUACAGACAACAUUCAUUGCGUAAAAAUAUGAACGUGAGUAAAGCUUAGAACCUGAAAACAGCGGAAUAAUAGUUUUAACUAAAAAGAUCGGAGUUUAUAAUUUUAUUAAAAUGUCCGUUUUGAUUUCCACAUGUGAUUGUUGUGUUAUUUUUAAUCUAAUAUAUUUAUUCCAUUUUUGUAA